Molecule: messenger RNA, 736 nt
Organism: Mauremys reevesii (Reeves's turtle)
Lineage: Eukaryota; Metazoa; Chordata; Testudines; Geoemydidae
Gene: MRPL23
Product: mitochondrial ribosomal protein L23
Exons: 5
Coding region: 103-567 (154 amino acids)
Biological process (GO): mitochondrial translation
Cellular component (GO): ribosome; mitochondrial large ribosomal subunit
Molecular function (GO): structural constituent of ribosome
Source: RefSeq, a predicted model, not a curated record
CCGCCUGCCGUGAGCCGGCCGGGGAGACUCUCCUGCGCCGGGCGCCGCUCAUCGCAGCCACCCGUCCAAGGGCCCGGGGGACGCUGCGCGCGCGGCGGGGCCAUGGCCAGCGGGAAGGUUCUCUACCCCCUGUACCAGCUGGGAAACCCCCAGCUGAGGAUUUUCCGACCUAACUUCUUCAUGACACUGGUGAGGCCUGGUGUGCCACAGCCAGAAGACACUGUACAGUUCCGUAUCUCCAUGCAGAUGACGAGAGUGGAUGUUAAGAAUUACCUUGAAAAAAUAUACAACGUGCCAGUGUCUGUUGUGAGGACCAGAAUACAGUAUGGUGCAAACAAUAAAAGGAACCACAAGAACCAGAGAGUGAAGAAGCCAGAUUACAAGGUUGCGUACGUACAGCUGGGUCAGGGACAAACCUUUCAGUUCCCAAACCUAUUUCCAGAGAAAGAAGAAACCCCAGAACCUGGCUCUAUCGAAGACAUCCAGAAGCAGUUUAUGGAGAAGGAGAGACAGAGGCAGACAGCUGACCCCAGGCGAGGAGGAGUCACCGACUGGUUUGGACUUUGAUGGAACAAGGCAGCUGCCUUUAUGCCUCUCUGAUGGAUUUUAAUCAGCGAACCUGCGUCUUUCUCUCCCUAUGACAUAGGGUUUAUUUUCGAGCAGCCUAUCUGUGCAUAACUAUGACAAAAUGGCACAAAAGAGAAAUAAAAAUAAAAAGACAACAUUUCUGAUCUUU